AUGGCUCCCUCCGCUGUCGAAGAGCCUGUUGCUGCUGCUGCGGCCCCUGCGGCCACUUCUCCGGCUGCUGUGGCCACAGACAACCUACCUCGCAUCCUCGUCCCCGAAAAGGUCUCUCCGGAUGGCCUCGCCAUGCUCCAGGACCACUGCCAGGUCGAUAUCCGCCUGGGCCUCUCCGCCGAGGAGUUGCUGCAGACCAUCCCCUCCUACAACGGCCUCAUUGUCCGUUCCGAGACCAAGGUCACAGCUGCUGUUCUUGCUGCGGGCCGCAAGCUGCGUGUUGUGGCACGUGCCGGUGUCGGUGUCGACAACAUUGACGUGGAUGCGGCCACUACGCACGGCAUCAUUGUCGUCAACUCGCCGGCGGGCAACAUCCGUGCCGCCGCCGAGCACACUGUGGCGCUGCUUCUGGCCACGGCCCGCAACAUUGGCCGCGCUGACACCACGAUGAAGGAGGGCAAGUGGGCUCGCAGCAGCCUCGUGGGUGUUGAGGUGGGCGGCAAGGUGCUGGGCAUUGUCGGCCUGGGCAAGGUCGGCAUGCAGGUCGCCCGCAUGGCCAAGGGUCUGGGAAUGCGUGUCGUUGCCUACGACCCCUAUGCCAGCCCCGAGGUGGCCCGUAGCGCGGGCGUCGAGCUCGUCGCCAAUACGGCCGGUGCACCCGGCAAUGAGAAGAGCGGGCUUGAUGCUCUGCUGCCGCAGGUGGACUUUUUGACCAUCCACACGCCGCUGUUGGCUACGACGCUCAACCUGCUGGACGAGACACAGUUCAAGGCGAUGAAGCCGGCAGCGCGCGUGCUCAACGUGGCGCGCGGCGGCGUCUACAACGAGGAGGCGCUUGUGAAGGCGCUCGACAACGGCUGGAUUGCAGGCGCCGGCAUUGACGUAUUUACGUCCGAGCCGGUCAAGCCGGACCCCGAGGGCAAGUCUUGGGCCGCGCGCCUGGCGGCCCAUCCCAAGGUGGUCGCCACCCCGCAUCUGGGCGCCUCGACCGUCGAGGCCCAGGAAAACGUCUCGCUCGACGUGUGCGCGCAGAUGCGCACCAUCCUCCGCGGCGGCCUGCCCACAGCGGCCGUCAACGCGCCGCUGAUCCUGCCCGAGGAAUACCGCAAGCUGCAGCCGUACGUGCGCCUUGUGGAGCGCAUGGGCAGCUUGUACACACAGCACUUUAGCCGUGCCUCGCGCCCGGGCUCGCUGAGCGCCAGCCGCCGCCCGCGCCGCCGCUUCGAGCUUGUCUACCGCGGCGAGCUCGCUGACGUUGCUAACACACGGCCCCUGUUUGCCGCAUUGGUCAAGGGCCUGGUGUCGUCUGUGACCGAUGCUGGUGGCCGCGACGUCAACAUUGUUAACGCCACGCUGAUUGCCAAGGAGAAGGGCCUGGCCAUUCGUGAGACGCACGAUCGCAGCGAGGGCGGCAGUGGUGUGAGCCUGCGGGCGCAGGCCGACGAUGAGCCCGAGGCGUCGACAAGCGCCACACCCAGCGGUGAAGAGGAUGGGCCGGCUCUUGCUCCGGUCGACGACGCGCCCGCUGCCGCUGCCCCUGUGGCCGCGCCCGCGGCUGCCACGACACUCCCCGACGAGAUAAUUGAAGGCUAUGUCAGUGGCAAGAGCAUCUACAUCAGCCGCGUCGACCGCUUUGUGGCCAACUUUGUGCCCGAGGGCACGCUUCUGGUGCUCCACAACUACGACGAGCCGGGCAAGAUUGGCCACGUCGGCAUGGCACUGGGCCGCCACGGCAUCAACAUUACGUUUAUGCACGUGGCGAGCGUCGACCGCAGUGGCGCCGUGCGCCGCCGCAGCGUGACCACGGGCACGGAGAACGAGGCGCUGAUGAUCCUGGGCGUGGACGGCCCUGCCGUGACGCCCGCCGUCAUUGAUGACCUGCGUGAGUCGGAGGGCAUCCUGGACGUCAGCCUCGUGCGGUUGUAG
This is a messenger RNA of Sporothrix schenckii 1099-18, 1926 nucleotides long. Its product is annotated as D-3-phosphoglycerate dehydrogenase. NCBI's taxonomy places the organism in Eukaryota, Fungi, Ascomycota, Sordariomycetes, Ophiostomatales, Ophiostomataceae. The record is from RefSeq and is a predicted model, not a curated record. Gene Ontology annotation, molecular function: phosphoglycerate dehydrogenase activity; NAD binding. Bases 1 to 1926 code for a protein of 641 amino acids. The transcript has a single exon.